AUGUAAACAUGUUGCAGUUAGCGAACGACGACUGUAUUUUUAAAGUUACACACUACAAAGUCGGGUGUUUUCGGUUACGGAACAGUCUACCGGAAGACAAAAAAAGUCUAUCCACAGCUUUCUCACAAUCGGAUUGUUUGGAAACCGAACGAAACUUACAUUCUUUACGGUUCUCGGGUUUUUAUUGUAACAAAAUACGCAAACUUUCAAUUUGAAGUCAUUUGAAACUUGCGCAAAAAAUCGUGUUGCUGCGCCACUCUAUCUAUUCACUCUGCUCUAUACAAGAGAUGCUUUAAAUGUGUGUGUACGUAUGUGUAAAGCUUUUAAUCAGCAGCAGUUCCACCGCAGCUUCAAAGUCCACUUUCUAGUACCGUUGUUCAUGAUAGUGCAUAAAAUUAUCACCUGUAACUUUUUUUUAUUUAUGCAGCGUUUUGUCUUAUUUUAGUGCAUCACAGAUUAGAGACACACGUUCGGUAGUAAGAUGAGCAAUUAUUUGGCGGUGCUUCAAAAAUCAGUCAAGUUUUUCGGGCCCUCGAUCGCAAUGAACCACAACGCAGUUCGUACUCUGUGCUCGGUUCCUGCGGCAUCUUACAAUUUCGAAACAUUGAAACUCUCCACUCCUAAGCCGUAUGUCGUUCAUGUGGAGUUAAACCGGCCAGAUCGUCUCAAUGCAUUCAACAAGCGCAUGUGGACCGAAUUAGGCGAAUGCUUCUCACGGUUGCACAAUGAUCCGGACUGCCGAUCGAUUGUGCUAUCUGGGGGAAAUAGCAAACAUUUUACCGCUGGAAUUGAUCUGUUAGACAUGAUGAAACUGGGCCAGGAACUUGGCGAGAUUGAGGACAUUGGACGUAAAGCACGCUUGUUCGAGGGUUUGAUUAAGCUUUAUCAAGAUUCGAUUAGUUCGUUGGAACGUUGCUACAAGCCGGUCAUUGCAGCUGUCCACACGGCGUGUGUUGGUGCUGGAGUAGAUCUAAUUACCGCUGCCGACAUCCGAUAUUGCACCCGCGAUGCAUGGUUCCAAGUAAAAGAAGUAGACAUCGGAAUGGCCGCGGAUGUUGGAACUUUGCAACGACUGCCGAAAGUUAUCGGCAGCCAAAGCUUAGCUCGCGAGUUAUGCUUUACAGCACGAAAAUUUCAGAGUGCAGAAGCCCUGAGCUGUGGCUUCGUAUCUAACGUAUUUGAAUCGCGCGAGGAAAUGAUUUCAAAGGCCAUUCAAUUGGCUGACGCUAUCGCCAACAAAAGUCCAAUUGCUGUUCAAGGAACAAAGAAAAAUAUGGUUUAUUCUCUGGACCACACUAAUCAAGAAGGUUUGGACCACAUACGAGAAAUGAACAUGACAAACCUUCAAAGUGAAGACUUCAUCAAUGCAGUGAUGGCUCAACAGAGCAAAGAUACAGUGCCAACUUUUGCUAAGCUAUAAAUUGGUUUUCUUUACAUCAAGAAAUAUUUUUUUAUACAAAUUUCAGAAAAAAAUAAAUAUAUUCCCAUUAAACAAAACUUAUAAACAAA
This is a messenger RNA of Wyeomyia smithii (pitcher-plant mosquito), 1509 nucleotides long. Its product is annotated as delta(3,5)-Delta(2,4)-dienoyl-CoA isomerase, mitochondrial. The transcript is spliced from 3 exons. The record is from RefSeq and is a predicted model, not a curated record. NCBI's taxonomy places the organism in Eukaryota, Metazoa, Arthropoda, Insecta, Diptera, Culicidae. Gene Ontology annotation, cellular component: mitochondrion. Gene Ontology annotation, molecular function: delta(3,5)-delta(2,4)-dienoyl-CoA isomerase activity. The coding region runs from base 482 to 1420 and encodes 312 amino acids.